Molecule: messenger RNA, 1059 nt
Organism: Didymodactylos carnosus
Lineage: Eukaryota; Metazoa; Rotifera; Eurotatoria; Philodinida; Philodinidae
Source: the annotation of a GenBank genome assembly
AUGAUAGGUUUGCAGAUGUCUUCUUUCAAAGAUGGUGAUCACGCUAUAUUGACACGUCAUGACAGAACUAAAAUUGUACAAAUUCGUAAAGAAAGACCGAUUAUAAUUGAAAAACAUAAACUUUAUCUAGACAAUCUAAUCGAUCAAAUUGAUGGAACAUAUUACGAAUUAGAUGGACAACAAUUAAAGAAAUUAGAUGCCAAACAAGUACAUCAACUCGAACAAACAGAUCAAUUUGAUCAUGGCUGUGAUAAUCGAGAUCUAUGUGAUGAAUCGCAAAAUCAACUUUUACAACAUGAAGAUAUUGAAAGUUUAAAGUCACAAGGCACAUCUGGUCAAAUACAUGCAAAUUUAUCGAGCAUGGAAGCCAAGUUUUUACGUCGAGAUACAUUGGCCAUGUUAUUGUCAUUAUCAAAUGUUAGCUGUGAAUCAACUGUUGCAAUUGUUGAAUCAUGUCAAGGACUUGUUCUCGCAUCUGUUAUUCAACGUUGUGCUGGAAAUGGAAAAAUAUUUAAUUUAACAGUUGGUGGAAAUACAAAUUCCACACUUCCAUGUUGUGAUUUUAUGGAUUUUCCAUCAGAAUUAACAAACAACGUAUACACAUUACCAUUAGAAAAUAUUGGUGAUAAAAAAUAUCUUAUCAAUGCAAAAUUGACAACAACAGCAUGCGCUAAUACAGAGACGUCAUCAAAAAUGAGAGAACAAAAAUCUAUUGUUGCUGAAGAAAGACGUCAGCGACGUAUCGAUGGUUUAGAAUUAUUUGAAAACACUAAGCUAGAUAGUUUAAUUAUUGCCACAAAAUAUGAUUCAUUAUCAAUACUAAAACAUUUAAUUAAUUAUCUUAAUAUUUCAUCCCAUUUUGUUAUCUAUUCACAAUUUGUUCAAGGUCUUUUGGAAUGUUACAAAUAUUUAAAACAACGAGGUGGAUGUAUUCAUGUCGAACUAUCUGAUUCAUGGCUUCGUGAAUAUCAGAUUCUUGAGAAUCGAACUCAUCCAUUAAUUCGAAUGUCUGGUACUAGUGGCUAUUUGCUUAGUGGAAUAAUUGUUGACAACAAUUAA